UAGUUGAGCGAGGCGAAAUGGCUAAACUCUAAAAUAACAUUUCAUAAAGUAACACUAGACGGCUAACAUGCGAUUAGUGCGGCAAAAUGGAAUAUAUUCAUGCACAACGCUACCGAAUCCAGCACUUCCGAGCAUCCAAGCAGUAACUUGGUCACCAGAUCGUAAUUACCGUUGUAAUAAAAGCAAACAUAUAAAAAGCCGGUGUGAAACGCAAGAACUAUGCCAUCAAGAUGUUAUUUCGAACAAGCGGUUUCUGCCAUUUUCGUACAUUGAACAGGAAGAAGAAUUCCCGGCACUUUCCCGCCUUAAUUGUGAGAAUUUGAGCAGAUGAUCAUGAUUUUCUUCAGCAUGAAAUGCAUAGUUUAUAAUUAACAGUCAUUCUUUCGUCAAUGCGCCUAUCCAGGUUUUUCAGUGAUCCAUCAUUAAAUUCCCACAGAUCGAUAUAAAAGACUUCCGCACUUUUUUAUUCCCGGAUGUGAGUCACAACUCACAACGGAGCAACCACGCUGCGAGUGCGGCUGUGUAUUAUACGUUAUCAUCGCACCUAACGAUAAUUGGUUUACGACUAGUCAACCCCGCCUCUUCUAUGCUGGCUCCUUGCUAACGCCCUACUAGCUGCCGGAGCUGGAGUUUCCACGGCAAAGACAUGCCGCAUCGCCCAACAAAACAGGAACAGCGAAAGUGGCGCACGAUGUCGUGAUAACAUGUAUCAAAUUUGACUAUAACCCCGUUAAUGGACACCAGUACCCUAUGCCAGCUAGGAUCGACUGACAAAUGCCCGUUUUAGCGGUCAGAUGCACGCGUGGUAAUUAUAGCCGGCAUCGUAAACUCGCAUUUGGCAGUUCGACCGUUAGGCUGUAAACAAGGCCGUACGGCUGUGUUGCUACUGGCUGCUGCACCGUCAUGUAGUGACUAUUUUGGACACGCAAUGCUGAGGUGAUCGUGUUAAUUAAUACGCUGCUGGGAUGCUGUUUGACAUGAUGAUUUGGAUGUAAGCGGUCAACGUUGGCCCAUCAACUAUGACUGCGUACUACAAUGCUAGUAGGAAUGGAUCCGGUGUGCUGCGUGAACCGCCGGUAUUCCCGCUGGACUACCGGAUAACGGCCACGGUUGUCCACUCUAUUCUGCUGCUUUUGGGGGUCUUCGGGAAUAUUGUGGUCAUGCUGGUUGUGAAGCGGACGCGGAUUAUGCACAUACCCACGUACUGGUAUUUGGUUUCUUUAUCGGCAGCCGAUUUGUUAUCCAUUCUGGUAACGGUACCGGAAGCCAUUAUUUCCUAUCAAAUUUACGCCCACCAGUGGAUAUUUGGACAAAUUGGUUGUUCACUUCUCAUAUUUCUGCAGUUCCUCGGCAUCAACGCCAGUUCACUGAGCAUCUUAGCCUUCACUGUUGAGCGCUUCGUCGUGAUAUGCCGUCCACUCCAUGCCAAAAGCAUCUGCACAAUGAACCGCGCCAGACGAACGAUCCUGGCGCUGUGGUUACUGGCCCUGGUAACCGCCACUCCCUGGCUGUUCCUCACCGUCACUCGCCGCUAUCCCGGUUAUCCGGGCUUUGAGUUCUGUGACUUCCGGGUGUCCCCGGACAAGUACCGCUACAUCUUCGGGGUGGAUAUGCUGGUGUUCUACGUCAUUCCCCUCCUCACCAGUUGUGUCAUGUACUUCAAGAUGAACACGACACUGCGCAGUCAGAUCUACCAGAAUAAACCAUCACUGUUGAGUAUUAGCCGGGUGGCAUCCGUGCGGCGUAGCACGCGCAACGGCCGGAGCGGCAGCCGCAGUCGAGCGUCGUCCAGUGACGCGGUAGCGCUGGGCGAGGCAGUGGAUGCGGCAUCGGCUGUGACCAUUAGUCAAUCACGACUGCAGGUCGUUCGUAUGUUGUUCGUGGUCGUAGCAUUAUUUGCCGUCCUUUGGCUGCCAUAUCGAGCAGUUAGUCUAUACAAUUCCCUUGCGUCCAAGCCGAUCCUCAACAAAUGGUUUAUGCUCUUCGCCAAAACCUGUAUAUUUUUCAAUGCAUCCGUGGAUCCCUUAUUGUACAGCGCCAUGAGUAGGCGAUUCCGUAAAGCCGCUUUCGAUGUGUUAACAUGCCGUCGAAACCGAUUACUGUAAUCUUUUAAGCGAAUACUCUGUAGACAAAGUAUUUUGCUGUGAUAUUUAAUUCCCUGUCUUGGUUUUACGCUAUUUAAAGGACCGUCGGUCACUAGAAACAGCUUUUUGUAUUGCUGCUUUGUUGCUGUAAACUGCUUUGUCCUUAGUGUGUACCCACUGUAACGCACAUCUUUCAUUAUUAAUCUGAACGGUCAUUCUAGCACACAUUCUUGAAAUACGAGGUAGUUAGAGCUGGUCGCCGGUUAAAAAAGUAUCUCGUUUAUGAAAAACACUGCUUAUGCUGUGUACUUGUUAUUCUGCUUUUCUUUCACUGCUAUCACUAAAGAAAGACUGCCUUGUGCAAAAUUAAAGA
Messenger RNA from Paramacrobiotus metropolitanus, 2457 nucleotides. Its product is annotated as thyrotropin-releasing hormone receptor-like. Gene Ontology annotation, cellular component: membrane. Gene Ontology annotation, biological process: G protein-coupled receptor signaling pathway. Lineage: Eukaryota; Metazoa; Tardigrada; Eutardigrada; Parachela; Macrobiotidae. The transcript has 5 exons. Gene Ontology annotation, molecular function: thyrotropin-releasing hormone receptor activity. The record is from RefSeq and is a predicted model, not a curated record. Bases 1020 to 2105 code for a protein of 361 amino acids.